Molecule: messenger RNA, 2876 nt
Organism: Anthonomus grandis grandis
Lineage: Eukaryota; Metazoa; Arthropoda; Insecta; Coleoptera; Curculionidae
Gene: Etl1
Product: SWI/SNF-related matrix-associated actin-dependent regulator of chromatin subfamily A containing DEAD/H box 1 homolog
Exons: 16
Coding region: 121-2769 (882 amino acids)
Cellular component (GO): nucleus
Molecular function (GO): ATP-dependent chromatin remodeler activity; chromatin binding; DNA binding
Source: RefSeq, a predicted model, not a curated record
GCAUGUAAUUCAGCUGUCCGCGGUUAGCGAUCGGUUUUCUAAGAUCUCUCUCAUUGUUUUCUUUUUGUACAUUAAUUGUGACUAAAUUCUAACUAAAUAAGGUGCGUAUUAAUUAAUAGGAUGGCGGAAGGUCCAGAUUCCAGUCCGGUACUGGCGUUACGCGGUUUCCGAUUUCAAAAGAAACCCCAAAUUCAAAGCCAGUCCAGCAAUGAUAUUUUAAACUCUUCACAAGACACCAGUCCUGAUAUUCCCAGUACAAAUAAGAGAAAAAGAAUCUUAAUAUUCAGCGAUUCAGAUUCAGAGGUUGAUACUAGUAAAGAGAGGACCAUUUCUCAAAUACCUUCACAAAACACUAAUCCUUUAGCUUAUAAUGGAUUAAGUUCUGCUCCCUCAAAUGGUGUAGUGGACAAGAAAGCGGGAGUAAGAGAAAAGGAAAAGCAAAUGAAGUUUUUACUAGAGAUAUUUCCCAAUAUUGAAACGAUGAAAAUCCAUGAUACCUUAUCGAAACAUGGAUUUAACACUGAUGCAGCGGCAGCAGAGUUGUCCCGCACAUACACAAGAACCAUGAUGCAAACCACUUAUAACAAUUGGAGUGAAGAGUAUGAGAAAAAUAGUCAAAGUUCCACUGGUGGAGCCAAUAAAAGAUGCGCGAACGGUGAACCUAAAAAAAAGAAAGUGAAAAGAAGCAAUGAGUACGAUAGUGAUGACAGUAGUGGCAGUCACAAUGACUUCAAAGACCACCGAGUGUUUCAUAGUGAUGAUGAUGACGAUUCAGAUGCUGAAAUAAGCGAUGAACUAACAGGUGACAAAAAAAAAGUUCUGGACUUUUUCGAGAAUGCCACCACAAACGAGCUGCAGCUGAUGCAAUACUGUUCAAAGAAAAAGGCUGACGCUAUAAUCGAGUGCAGGCCAUUUGCCGGCUGGAAAGAUUUGGUAACAAAACUGCAAAGUAACAAAAAUUUGAGCACGGACUUACUGAACUCGGCCCAGCAAGUGUUACUCACCAGAUCCAAUAUAAGAAUUUUAAUGAAAAGAUGUACGAAUUUGGCUCAGCAGCUGGAGAGGGCGGUGGCGGCCGGGGCAGGUGUUAAGAAACAGCCCCCAAACCUGUCGUCAAAUCUUAAACUCACCACUUACCAAAUGGUCGGCCUGAACUGGUUGGCGGUACUGCACAACCAAAAAGUGAACGGGAUCUUGGCGGACGAAAUGGGUUUGGGGAAAACGGUGCAGAUUAUCGCUUUUUUGGCUUAUUUGAAGCAUACCGGGCAGGCGCAGAAUACGCAUUUGAUCGUUGUUCCAUCGUCUACAUUAGAUAAUUGGAAAAACGAAUUUGCCCGAUGGUGCCCGGAACUGAGAGUGUUCAUGUACUACGGAUCAACCGAGGAGAGACGCGCUUUCAGGUUCGACUUGGCCAAAGGCAUGUUGGCGGAAUUCGACGUCAUAUUAACCACAUAUACCAUCAUAGGUAAUAGUCCGGAGGAGAGAAGGAUGUUCAAGGUGACCCCACUGCAUUAUGUCGUUUUCGAUGAGGCGCACAUGCUGAAAAACAUGAACACCCAAAGAUACGAGAAUCUAAUAAGGAUAAACGCCAAACAUCGCAUCUUACUCACAGGCACUCCGUUGCAAAACAAUUUGCUCGAACUGAUGUCGCUGCUGGUGUUCGUCAUGCCGAAAAUGUUCGCGGAAAAGGUCGACGACCUAAAGAAUCUUUUUCAGAAAAACUCCAAAACCAAAGAGGACCAGUCGGUGCCGGCGUUCGAACGCGAGCAAAUCGAGCAGGCGAAGCGCAUCAUGAAACCGUUCGUGUUGCGACGCCUGAAACGGGACGUUUUGCAGGAUUUACCGAAGAAAACCGACCUGGUGGUGACGGUUUCGAUGCUGCGCACCCAGAAGCAGCAGUACACGGACCUGGUGGCCGCGUAUAAGAACAUCGGCCAAGAGGGCGAACAGUACAACGGGAUGAGCAUAAUGACCGAUCUCAGGAAACUGAGCAAUCAUCCGUUACUGAUGCGUUAUCAGUAUGACGAGGGUAAAAUCGAGGAAAUCGCGAAAUUAUUGGCGAAGGAGCCGGGUUACAAGGACACCGUCGUCGAGUAUAUCGUCGACGAUUUAAGGUGGAUGUCCGAUUUUGAGAUUCACACUUUGUGUCAGGGAUUUCGGUGCUUAAGCACCUUCACUUUGCCGGACAGCGCGAUCGUGUCCUCCGGCAAAUUCACUUACCUGGACAAGUGUCUGCCCUCCUUACAAAAAGAGGGCCAUCGCGUAUUAAUAUUCAGCCAGUAUGUGAUACUUUUAAACGUCCUAGAGGUCUACCUACAGAUAAGAAACUAUCGGUAUUUGAGGUUAGACGGCAGCACCCAGGUGGCUAUAAGGCAGGACCUUAUAAAUGAAUACACAGAAGACAAAAGUAUCUUUAUAUUUCUAUUAUCUACGAGGGCGGGCGGUUUGGGCAUAAAUUUGACCAGCGCCGAUACCGUAAUCAUCCACGACAUCGACUUUAAUCCUUAUAACGAUAAACAGGCGGAGGAUCGGUGCCAUCGGAUGGGACAAACGAAACCCGUCACCGUUUAUCGGCUGAUUUCCCAAGGUACUAUCGAGGAGGGAAUGUUGGCUAUGUGCAGGGAAAAAUUAAGACUGGAAAAAGACAUUACAACUGAAGAAUCUGAUAAUCCGGAUGUGAAAAGUGUGGUGAAACUGCUCUCGUCGGUGCUGGGAAUCGAUGCGAAUCAAGCCACAAACCUCGUGUCACCAAACAAAGAGCCCAAGUAAUUGUUUCUUUUUUUUUUGUUAGUUAAUGAUCUUCUUUUUAGGUAUAAUUUAGUUGAAAAAAAGUUUUUUUUUAAUAUUUGCCCUUUAAUAAAAAAUCUUAUUUUUUA